AUGACGAGUAAAGGAAAUAGUAAAACUACACAACGAAAGGGUAAGCCAAAGAAACAAAGUACGGCAACCAACAAAAAAAAAGUGGUUGAUACUCACGUGAAAACGUCUUCCAAGGUUGAACAAAAGUCAUCGAAACAGGUCGCGAAUGAUAUUUCUCUUGUAAAAGGAAAAAGUAAACUCUUGAAAAAAGGCGUAAAAAGAAAAGUCGAAGAUAUCGAGGCCUAUCAGGUCUUACAACCGAAAUUGUCUCUAAAAGUUGGGUGUACACAUCUAAAAGAGUAUAAAGAGAAAAACCCGGAUACGUAUCUGAACAACUUCAGAUCCAUUGCAGAGCUAUCAAUGCGAUGGUACAAAUUUGGUAUUCCCAAAUCAAACAAGACAAGUAUACAGUUGUUCAAGCACCAAAAAUGUUCAGCUUGCAAUCUCAAGGGAAAUCGAUUACACGCAUGUCUUGAUUGCGUGUUCAUCGGUUGCUGGCGUGACAGAUAUCAUGCCCGUUUACAUUACAAAAACUCUAAUCAUAUCUUUGCAACAGAUGUGCGAAGAUUAGAAAUAUUUUGCUUCAAAUGCAAUGAUUAUAUAUAUGACAUUGACUACGACAAUGUCAGGAAACAUGAAGAGGUUCGCGCUGAAGAGAGAGUGUCCGAUAUCAAGGAACCCGCCAGGAAACGAGCGCGGUACAUACCUUGGAAACCAGACGAAGAGGAGGCGAAAAAGAUCGAAAGGAAUUCAUCUCCCUUUCCUUGCUCAGGCUUGAGAGGUCUUCUUAACAUGGGUGCGACAUGUUUCAUGAACGCCGUACUACAAACGUUCAUGCAUAAUCCGAUAAUCAAAAACUACUUCAUGACGGAUAAGCAUAACAUGAAGAUAUGUGGGACCUCGGGAUGUAUGUGCUGUGAAAUAGAUAACCUCUUUCAAGAAUUUCAUUCUGGAGAGAAGAAGCCAUAUCCUCCGUGCAGCUUUUUACAAUCAAUGUGGCUUAGUUCUAAGCAUCUUGCUGGCUAUUCCGAACAAGAUGCUCAUGAGUUUUACUUGGCCGCUAUUGAUAAGAUGCACGGUGACUCGCAUGAGACCAAACAUCAGGGAUUAAACGCAAACAUUCAAAAUUGUGGGUGUAUUAUGCACAAGACAUUUGGUGGUUGCUUCCAAUAUAGAAGAAAGUGCUCUCAAUGUGGCAUGUUCUCAGAUCGGGAGGAACAUAUGGUGGAUUGGCAGUUACAUCUUCGCGGCCUUGUCACCAAUCAGAAAAAGAAGAACGGUUCCAAAGCUUCGCAAGAAUCUAAUGUCAAUGAGAUGGAUGUUGACAAGAACAGCCUCGAAGACUGUCUUGAUAGAUAUUGUGAGAAGGAGCAACUGCCUGAAUAUAAGUGUGAAGAUUGUGUAACUCGAUUGACAAAUGAUCCAUUUGAUGAGAUCGUAAAUUCAUGUUCAAGGACGACAACUUGUAAGAAGUUACCUCCAGUUUUGACGUUCGUCGUUGAACGAUUCCAUCGUACUUCAACGAAUACGAUUAAAAAUGAGGCAGAAUUUGAAUUUCCUGAGGAAAUCGAUAUGGCAAAAUGGACUAGUCGUGGUCAUGAUAUCCUUGAAAAAGGUGGAACUUUGAAUGAUUUGCCGAGUUAUAAAUAUAAUUUGCUUUCUGUUGUUAAUCAUGAAGGCAGACUUGACACGGGUCAUUAUACGGUAUAUUGUAAAAGUCGUGACAGGUGGUUCUUGUUUGAUGAUCAUGCAGUGAAAUGUGCAAGCGUUGAAGAAGUUUUGCAAAGUAGGCGUAAAGCAUACCUUUGUUUUUAUGUUGCUGAUACUUUGGAGUACGAUCAACCUCGACCAAUAAAUGCUAAAAAUUCAAACAAACGAUGA
Messenger RNA from Funneliformis geosporum, 1860 nucleotides. The record is from the annotation of a GenBank genome assembly. Lineage: Eukaryota; Fungi; Glomeromycota; Glomeromycetes; Glomerales; Glomeraceae.